AUGAACCGCUACUUCACCCAAUACCCCGAAGACGCCGACAAGGCCGUUCUGGCCAUCAAGACCGGCAUCGUGGACAUGCGAACAUUCACCAUGGACGGCUCUCCCGCCGGCGUGCAGAACUUUGUCGACCGUGCGAACAAGAUCCUCGACGGCAAGAAGAUUGGUGUCCUCGGCUGCGGGCGAGCCGACAAGAGCGUCCCCAUCAAAGAUACAGUUGUAGCACUCGCGCAGCUCGUCAUCGAGGGUAAGAUCGGAGGUAUCCAAUUGAGUGAAGUCAGCGCCAGCACGAUCCGGCGCGCGGCAGCAGUAGCCAAGAUCGACAUGGUCGUGACGGAAAUCAGCCUGUGGACAACGGAUGUGCUUGAGAACGGUGUGGCGGAGACUUGCGCAGAACUGGGAAUUCCAAUGGUCGCGCAUACGCCUCUGGGUGCUGGGAUACUGACAGGUCAAAUCAAGAGUCUAUAUGAUAUGCCCGCCAACGACUACCACCGAUUCUUCCCUCGCUUUCAGCCUGAGAACUUUGCGACUAACAUGCAGCUUGUGUCGAAGAUCAAAGGUCUUGCGGGCUUGAAGAAGUGUACCUCAGCACAGUUGGCGUUGUCUUGGAUUAAUUGA
Molecule: messenger RNA, 615 nt
Organism: Penicillium argentinense
Lineage: Eukaryota; Fungi; Ascomycota; Eurotiomycetes; Eurotiales; Aspergillaceae
Exons: 1
Coding region: 1-615 (204 amino acids)
Cellular component (GO): cytoplasm
Source: RefSeq, a predicted model, not a curated record